AUAAACUUUUACGAAAUAAGAUCAUAAAUUUAUAAACAUUUAUUUUGAUCAUAAAAUUUUGCAGAUUUCAACAAUAUGUCAUUCAAUCCAGAAAAUUUCUUUCUCAAGCGAAUCGGCAACUGUGAUUUUAAAGUCCAUUACAAAAACUACACUUUUUUGAAAGCGGAAACAAAGUUUGGUCGUGGAAAGGAUUGUGAUGUCGUGCUUAAAAAUAUGCGAUGCUCCCUUAAUCAUUGCAAAAUCACAUUUGAAAAUGGAAAAUUAUUUAUUGAAGAUUCUUCGUCAGCUGGAACAUUUGUGAAUAAUGAGAAAAUACGCAACAAAAAAGUUGAACUUUUUGACGGCACAAUAGUCGGAAUGGGAGCCGAUCCAAGUCGACAAGAUCAUGUUGAUAAAACCAACUUUUACAUUUAUAAAGUUCAAAAAGUAGAGCCACCUAUAAAUCUAGAUUCAAGUGACGAUGAGGCUGAAGAUGCUGAAAAAAUCCCAAUAUCAAGUUCGAAUUCAAAAACUGAUGAAAAUCUAAAUGUAGAAAAUAUCAAUCAAAUUAGAAGUAAUCAAGUGGCAGCUCCAAAAAAAAUGACUGAAAUUAAAACCAUAAAAGUUGGUGACAUAAAAGAAUCAAAUGAAACAAUUUGCUUGGAAAAUGAUGAAAAUUCGGAAGAUUUAACGCAAAAAAUUCACGAACAUUUGACAGCUAAUGAAAGACUAAAAUUAGAAGCUCUAGAUUCAAGUUCCAAAUUAAUUGAAAAUGAUUGUCAAGGACCAAGCCAAACUCAUAUAAAAAUAGAGGCAGACAUAGAAAUGUCAACUCAAAAACUUAUGAGACUCAAUAAUAUAUUCAGUGCCAAGAGUCAGGAAACCAAUCAUGAAAAGCCACAGGCUAAACCUUAUUCAGCAGAUUUAAAUUCUUCAGACAAUAAUACUAAAGAAAUAAGUCCAUCAAGCGGUUCAAAUGUAUCAGCAGCAUCAACAGUUGUGGUCUCGUCUGCUGGUUUACAACCUGAAUGGAUAAGUUCUGCAUUUAUAGACACUUCAAGGUCAGCAUUGGAUUUGAUACCCGAAGAGAAUUCGCAGACUCCUCCUGAACCUCCAAUUUUUGCACCAGGACUCUCAAAUUUCCAACUUUUUCCUACUCACUUAACUGAGGUUACCUCCUUCAAAACAUUAGCACAAGCAUCAGAUAGACAGGAAAACCAACCAAUCCAACCAUUGAGUAUAUCAGAAAAUCCAAAUUACCUUCCAAGUCCAUCUCAAUUAUCAGAAACUUCUACAACUGUGGCACCAUCUCCUUCAACAUCUGGAAUGAAAUUUUCAAAUUUGGCAUUGAGAAAGAAAAAACAGCCAUCCACAUCGAGUUCAACAACUUCCGCACCAACAUUUUUAAAUUAUUCUCCAAUUUCAUCAGCUUCAAACAUAAGUUCAGCUACAUUAUCAACAAUUUCGUCCCAUAAGCUUCAAACCUUUUCAAGAUCGUCUUCAACUGAUUCAUCAACUUCAAAUCCAAUUUCAGAAGAACAAUCAAAAAUAAUAACGCCAGAUGAAAUUAAAUCUAAAACUAUUUUUUUAAGACAUUAUGGUCAACAAGGCAGUAAAUUAAUUGAUUUACCGGAAAAUCCAAUGAACCAGACAUGUGAUCUUCUAAAUGAAGUUGAAGGUCCAAAAGAAACUUUACCAAUAUUUUGGAAAAGGGGUGUUGCAGUGGUCAAAACUGCGAGAAAACCAAAGAAAAAACGAGGAAGACCGCAAAAAACUUCAGAUAAAUUUUUUGAAAAUUCCAAAGAAACUGAAUCAAAAAUAUUAAAAUUAAAAAAUUCUGACUUAACCUCAAAAACCAGAAAAAACUUAAAAAGUAAAAAUAAGAGCUUAAAGAAUCAAAACGAGGACUUAGAAAAUGGAAAACCAACUUCAGAAGCUCACAUCAAAUCGUCAAAUGCUCCAACUUCAACCAGACUCAAGGCAACAGCCAGAAAGACAACAAAUACUGGAACAAUUGCUGUAAAGAGACCAUUUGCAUACACAAACGACAACAAAUCAAAAUCUGAUGAUUCAGACUCAUCAAAUGAGUAUCAAAGUGCUCAAUCUGAAAAUUCUGAAACCGAAAGCCAAGACGAAAAUAAAAGCAAGAGACAAAAGACAAGCACAGGUCAAAAGGCACCAAACAAAGUGGGAUUGAAGAAACAGGACAACUUAGUAACAAACAAUGCUGAAAGUAAUAAAAUAGUUCAUGUAGAAAAUCCAUUAAAAACCUCCCAAGGUCCAAAUAUUAAUUCAUUAAAUCCAACAUCAAGUAAUUCAAAAAAACUAUUCAAAUUUCCUGAUUCCGAUGAUGACAAUUCAAAGAAUGAGGAAUCAGAGCCUUCAAAAAUUGCACCUAAAUCAGGAACUGUAAGAGCCAGAGUUGGCAAAAUUGUCCAACGUCGUGAGUCUAUAAUUAACCUAAAAAGACCUCUUCUUAAAGGCAAACUAAAUCAAUAUAUUCAGGCACAAAAAAGUCAGGCAUCAACUAUUAAGCGUAUUCUCAACAAAGGCUUGCCAAAUGACAAACGACCGGCUCAACACUUUCAUGAUAAAUUUCCACAUCUCUACCAAGGACUGGAAAGUGAUUCAAAGGCUGAUUCCGGUUCAUCAACAACAAAUACAGCAUCAACAGGAUCAAUUAAAUCAGUUCCAAUGAGACAACGUAGACAGUCAGUAUUUGAAGAACAAGCACAGUUGAUUCCGGAGAAUUUGACACCAAAUGAGAGAAUAAAUGCCAUAAGAAGAUGGCAUCAGAAUACGACAAAGUUGAUUGAUAUUCCAGCAGAGCAUCCGAAUAAGAAAAAAAGGGGAAGACCUUCGAAAUUAAAUGAAGAUGAUAAGAUUAAAAUGUUGAUUGAGAGAAGUAAGGCAAAUGAUGAAAAGAAAUGACCAAUCAUUAAAAGUUUGGCAAGAAAUGAACGUUAUUACAAUGAGAAAUAUAAUUUUUUAGGCAGCUUUACAGCUUUUUUGAGUAAAUUCAAAAACUAAAGACUUAAUUUUAUAAACUGCAGACAAUAAAUUUUUGAUAAGAUUUUAUUAAACUUAAUAAAAUAAAAUAUUCCUGAAUGGUACAAGUCGGUUACUCGAUCAGAAAUCUUAGAUUUAAAUCGAACCCAGCAUAAUGUCAGAGUCAUGCUAGCUUGGUGCCAGAUUUCUAUUUAAUUAACCGACUUGUGCUCUUCGGGAUUAACUUAAUAGUAUCUAUGUUUCAAAAAGAAUCUCUAUGUUUUACAUGUAAAUUUGAAGGCGUGGAAACUAUCCAAAAUAUAACAUUUGUUCCAAAUAUCCUAAAUAAUCCAUGAGCCUGUAUUUUUUUUUUCAUUUUAAUUGCACUUUAUUGCAUUUAUUGACGACAUACUGUCCGGUAUAAUUCACAUUUUACACUUUUGUAUUUGUAUACAUAUGAAUUAAUGUUAUGUAGGAUCAAAUUUCUAAUCUUCAUAUCUAGGUUUCAAAUAAACUAAGGCUCUCGUUUCGAUCUUCUGUGGGCGUGACGUGAUACUUUUCAGGUCCGUUCUAACAAUAUUCCAUUCGUGGGUAAUCUUGUAGCUUUCGUUCCUAUUUCUCCCGCUAUACUUCAAGUUCAUGACCCGUUCCUUAAUCCAACGUUGCCCAAUCAUGGCUUGAUCUCCUACAUUAAGCAGUCGAAGUAUCUAAACUUCCGAAAAAGAACAAAUUUGAAAAUGGCUGGAUUCGAACCGACGACCUUUGAGUUACCAUCCCAAAUUUGAGCCAAGCGCCUUACCUAUUUGACCAGCAAGGCACUUAACUGCUU
Messenger RNA from Chironomus riparius, 3796 nucleotides. The record is from the annotation of a GenBank genome assembly. Lineage: Eukaryota; Metazoa; Arthropoda; Insecta; Diptera; Chironomidae.